This is a messenger RNA of Pelobates fuscus (common spadefoot toad), 2881 nucleotides long. RefSeq names its product FIC domain protein adenylyltransferase (gene FICD). The record is from RefSeq and is a predicted model, not a curated record. Gene Ontology annotation, molecular function: protein binding. NCBI's taxonomy places the organism in Eukaryota, Metazoa, Chordata, Amphibia, Anura, Pelobatidae. Bases 25 to 1440 code for a protein of 471 amino acids. The transcript has 3 exons.
CGGAAGUGCAGUGUUGUACAGGUGAUGGGGGUUUGGAGAAACACAGGAGAAAAUGACAGUGCAACUGGUUCUUGGAGUUGGAUGAUUGAAACAUCAAUGGCUUUAACAGAGUUCCAAUGGACCACUUUGGGGGUUCGUUUUGGUCUGCAUAUGGCACUGUUGGUGUUUUCUGGCUCACUCUUGGUUCUCCUACUUCCGAUCGGUAGUCUGGAAGAUCAGUAUCGGGCUGCUUUAAAAGUGUUGCUGCAGUUUAAUUUGUGGGGUGGUGAUGGACGUGCCUACUCCUACACAGGACAGACCACAGGUCUUGCUGUAGCUUCAACGGCGUUUGAUCUCCUGGUUUUGAAGCCGAAACCCACAUCAGAUGCCAGAUUUGAAGCCAGAGCUGCCCUCAACCAGGCACUAGAAAUGAAACGCCAAGGGAAGAAAGACAAAGCACAUAAACUUCUCCUUCAUGCUCUGAAUAUGGAUCCAGAUCAUGUGGAUGCUUUGAAUGAACUUGGUAUCCUUCUAGAAGAAGACAAAGACAUUAUCCAGGCAGACUAUUUGUACUCCAAGGCUCUUGCAAUCUCUCCUCACAAUAAAAAGGCUUUGAUAAACCGUGAUCGGACACUGCCCCUAGUCGAAGAGAUAGAUCAGAGAUAUUUCAGUAUCAUUGACAGCAAGGUUAAAAAAGUGAUGGCCAUUCCUAAAGGUAAUUCAGCUUUGCGUAGGGUCAUGGAAGAGUCUUAUUAUCACCACAUCUAUCACACAGUAGCUAUCGAAGGAAACACCCUGUCAUUGUCUGAAAUCCGUCACAUCAUUGAAACACGCUAUGCAGUUCCAGGCAAAAGUCUCGAAGAGCAGAAUGAGGUUAUUGGAAUGCACGCUGCCAUGACAUAUGUGAAUACAACUCUGGUGUCUAGGGUAGGAUCAAUAUCUAUUGAUGAUCUUCUCGAGAUACACAGGAGAGUACUGGGUUAUGUGGAUCCUGUUGAAGCUGGACGAUUUAGGACUAACCAAGUUUUUGUAGGUCAUCAUAUCCCACCUCAUCCUAGAGACGUUGAGAAGCACAUGCAAGAGUUUGUACAAUGGCUAAACUCUGAUGAUGCAAUGGGCUUACACCCUGUAGAGUUUGCUGCUCUAGCACAUUAUAAACUGGUUUAUAUCCACCCAUUUGUGGACGGUAAUGGAAGGACUUCUCGCUUGCUCAUGAGUGUUAUUUUGAUGCAGGCAGGGUACCCUCCUGUCACAAUUAGGAAGGAGCAGAGGUCGGAAUAUUAUCACGUUUUGGAACUAGCAAAUGAAGGUGAUGUCAGACCUUUCAUCAGAUUUAUUGCCAAAUGUACAGAGACCACCUUGGAUCUUCUGUUGAUAGCUACAGCAGAACAUCCAGUGGGUCUUCCAGAGCCCAAUCCCAACUUCUCUGGGUGCAAGCAAACUAUUCCAGUGAAGACUUGAACGUAAGAACUUGUACACUAAUGCCUUAAAUGUUCACAUCUCCAGGGAUGUAUUACUCAGAAAAUUAAUUUCUAACAUCCCCUUAAUUUAUUUCCUUUAUGUAGUGUGGGUUUUAAACAGUGCUUCACCUUACCUGAUAGGCUGCGUAUAAAGUAAUGUGUCACUGCUGUCAGAGGCCUUUCUACAAGUUAUGUAUGGAACAAACAUAUACAUGAUUUUCCAAGCCUCAUAACCAUUUAUGCACCUUACAUAGUAAAAGGUCCCUGUUUCUGACUCCAUUCAUGAUAUUUAUUAUAACAUGCACUUUAGAUAAAUCUCUGCACACAUACACUCUGUGAGAAGAUAGAGAGAGAAUCAGUGCUUCCAACUAUCCCGCCAAAUUUUGUGUGGCUUGUGCAUGCAUAGUGCACAAAUGCCUUCCUUGCAAGUUUAUAGCACGAAAAAUAUGAAUAAUGCUACUCUGCAAUUUAAAGGAUCAAUAUAGGGUCAGGAACACAAACAUGUAUUCCUGACUCUAUAGUGUUAAAACCACCAUCUAGCCCCCCUGAACCUCUCAUGCCUCCAUAAAUAUAGCAAAAUCUUACUGUAUUCAAGCCUGAAGCUGUAACUCUGUGUGCUGUUUGACUCAGAAAAACAAGCAGUCUGCUGACCUCAUCAGAAGUGGUAGCCUGAUCCAAUCACAGUGCUUCCCCAUAGGAUUGGCUCAGACUGACAAGGAGGCAGAUCAGGGGCAGAGCCAGCAUGAUUCAAACACAGCCCUGGCCAAUCAGCAUCUCCUCGUAGAGAUGAAUUGAAUCAAUAAAUCUCUAUGAGGAAAGUUCAGUGUCUGCAUGCAGUGCAGUGUCUGCACUGAAUGUUUGGAUGCAUUUUAGACAGCCAUGACCCAGAAAAUCAGCCAGGACUUAUUUAAUUUUCACAGCACUCCAGUUGAAAAUCUAGUGACCAGGACUGCGAGAGCACUUUCUGGUCUGCAGAUCCAGGGCAUAUGCAGAAAAAAAGUACAAUUAAGAGAUCACCAUCUUUUAUAUAUGUAGUGGUUUGUGAGGGGGGGUCACAUCCAGACUAGGGAACCAGGGAUUAAACAUUGUAUUUUCCUCUCCUGCAAAGUAUUGCUUUAUUCUGCAGCUUAUCAGCUCUUCAUCAAACCCUAUAUUCCUGAACUAACUGUAAAUGUUAAGUCAAAAGAAAAACAACUAAAGGUAUUAUAUUUCAAACCCUUUCAGAGCCAUUAAAUAUUUAUUUUCUUGUUAACCAUGAUGUUUAGCUCCUUCAAGACCGGUAUUGAAACAGAUUUUGGCUAACCCUGGUUGUGAUGGGAUUAAUUACUUUUUUUAAAUUACUUUUUCCACUUCUUCAAGGCAAAUAUUAGAACUUCCUGUAUAGUAAUUGCCUAUAAUUUUCCCAGCAGCAGUUUUGAUAGAUUAUUUUAUUGGUUACAGUC